This is a messenger RNA of Aethina tumida (small hive beetle), 1937 nucleotides long. Its product is annotated as vanin-like protein 3. NCBI's taxonomy places the organism in Eukaryota, Metazoa, Arthropoda, Insecta, Coleoptera, Nitidulidae. The coding region runs from base 16 to 1437 and encodes 473 amino acids. The transcript is spliced from 8 exons. The record is from RefSeq and is a predicted model, not a curated record.
UGCCUCUCCUCAACAAUGGCACGUAGUCUUGUAACUGUCCUAUUCGUUAUUUUGGCACACGGUUUUAGAACUUUGGCCUAUAAUGGAGUCAUUGUACAGAUGAAUCCAAUUGUAAGUCGACAUGGCUUUGCGAGAGUCGAAGAAAAUAUAAAUGAAUGGAGAAAAAUUAUGGAGGAAUUGUAUACAAAAAAAUAUAAUUAUUCCAUAAUAGUUUUCCCAGAAUACGGAUUAACUGGUAAAACAACCGACACAAGCUAUUCCAUCGAACUACCGACGAAUUUUCAGGAUAAAAACAAUUAUACAGAGAUCUUACGGAAACUGGGCUCCAUGGCAAAUGAACACAAUGUUUAUUUGGUGACUAACAUUUUGGAGCAAUUCAACAAACAAUAUUACAAUACUGUUGUAGUUUUUGACAGAACGGGAAGAAUAAUUGAAAAAUAUCAAAAAAUAAAUUUAGGACCGGAUGAGAAAAAUUUGACCGGUGGUUCAAAUUUAUCAAGUUUCACAACUGAUUUCGAUGUGACUUUUGGUUUAAUAACAAACGAAGACUUGUUCUUCAAAAAUCCUUCACAAGAUAUUCUAAUGAACGGUAAAAUAAAAGACGUUAUUGUACCAAUGAGUUGGAAUAACUUUCUGCCAUUUGAUAUGGCAACAACGAUUCAGUCUGGUUACGCAAUAAGUAACAACAUCACUGUUUUGGCCGCAAAUACAAACAACCCGGCUUCAGGAAUUAGUGGAGGAGGAUUUUAUGGUGCAAAUCAGGAAGUUUUUAUAACGGGUGCUAACGUAACAAAACCCGUGUACUUUGAAACGGACAAUUCGAAUGUGAAAAAAGGAAUCAAAGAAAGUUCUAUGGCGACCUUAAAAUUAGAAAACAAUAUUGCUGUUUAUAAAGAAUUCGACGAUUAUCAAAUGGAUACGGCAACCUUGAUACCUGAACUAAAUAGAGCAACACUUAAAAUGAAUGGAGCUCGUUGUACGACUCACAUAGAUUACAAUGAUGAGGCGUCCGAUCGGGAUAUAUUUUUUAAAUCAUCAGUAAUAAAUUCGAAAAAAACAAUAGGACAAGAAACGGUCCCCGUCAUUAUCUGUGCAAUUUACCUUUGUGAAAAAGAUGAUAUAGAAACAUGCGGAAAAUGGGUGGAGAGUUACCCCAACAUUCAAAUUCGUAAGAUAACAGUUAAAUUUACAGUGGAAGAAGCUAGUGUAAUUCUGAGGCCACUAACACUGGAUGGAAAUCUUGUUCCUCUAGAAAAUUACGCGUUUUCAAACAGAAGUAAUAUCUGGACAAUGCAAGGAGUAAAUAUGACUCAAAACGUUUUGGUAUUUGGUAUUGAAGCUAUAGGUGAGGUGAAAGAGAGUUCUGCUGUAAAAAUUAUCGACUUCUCUUCAUAUUUGAUUUUAGCAAUACUUAUUAUUUUCAAUUAUAUUUUGUAAAUUAUAUUUUAUUAAUUAACAAUAUUAUUUUUAGCAUAAUAAACAUAACUUGUGAUAAACUUUUACUAUUGUAUAAUUUAUUAUUAAUACUGCAUUGAAACUAUUUCUAUUACUCUUUAGUUGUAAGUUUGUAGGAUCCUAAAUUAAUAGCCACAAUUCACAAUUUUAAAUUUGGAGGUUCUUGAUGUUUUAUUGGAGACUUUAUAUUGUUCCAAAAGUUUUCCAAUCCCAUCGAUUUAGAUUCGAAUUUUACGCUGAUUAAUCGGGAAUUUCAACAUGUAGAUUACAAAUUUUUAACAACUUUGAACGCAUAGUUCAUAUCAUUAUCAUGCAUAAAAAUCUAACUGUAACUGGUAAAUUCUCGUUGGCAAAUAGUUCUAUUACAUCUCUUAAUAUGUUUCCUUCACCAUAUUUCAAAGUUUUUAUAGUGUAUCUAAGAUCCAAACUUUCUCUUCGCCAAAAUUAUGGUGGAUAAUUAAUAUAUUUUUUGUAAGCUUUGA